AUGAAGCUCGCCAUCCUUAGUGCCGCCUUACUUACUGCAGUUACCGCUGCACCUUCCCCUACCAAGACGACAGGAGCUUAUAUACCUCAAAAGUCGCCUUCCUUUUCAAAUGUGCCUUCUCCUACAGGCAUUGUCACAGCUUACAACUAUGGUCCUUACAAUACCUCUGAUGCCUUGCCUACCACAACCUUGUCUGGCUAUCCUUCGCCCUGGGAAGUACCUGACACAAAGAGCGAUGAAGUCCAGGCAGCCAUUAAGCAAAUCGAUUGGAGUCUUGUCCCUGACGCCCCUGUUCGAAAGCAAGAUGACAAUGGUGAUUUCAAGCCUGAUACGGAUGGUGAUGAUGAUCCCUACUGCUGGUGGUCAGAUACAAACUGUGUCAAGCCCAAGAUUAAUCUGCCCGAAGAUUAUUACAUUUGUCCUAACAAGGGUGAUUGGGGUCUAUCCUAUGAUGAUGGACCUUUUAACCUGUACACUGGCAAAGAAGCUGCCAUUCAGAACAAGUACGCUGAACCUGCUCUCUACAAUUACCUAGUUGAGCAUAAUAAUCAAAAGGCUAGCUUGUUUUAUAUUGGCUCCAAUGUCGCUACUUAUCCUGAGGCUGCUAAGCGUGCAUUCAAUGAUGGCCACUACAUUUGCGUCCAUACAUGGUCUCAUCCUGCUAUGACCACCAUGACGAACGAAGAAGCUGUGGCUGAAUUUUACUGGACUCUCAAGGCCAUUAAAGAAACUACGGGUGUCACACCAAAGUGCUGGAGACCUCCUCAAGGUGACGUUGAUGACCGUAUUCGUUCCAUUGCUUGGCAGAUGGGUAUGCACACAGUCCUCUGGGACUGGGAUACGAAUGACUGGGACAUGCCUGCGCCCGGUGGCGGUAACUUGGCUCCUUCCAAGGUCGAUGGUUACUUUAAAGGCUGGAUCGAAGACGAACAAUCAGGUAAUCAAACUCAUGGUCACAUCGUCCUCGAGCAUGAACUCAAUAAUGCCACGGUCAACAUGACCAUGUUCUGGUUGCCCAAGAUUCAAAAGGUGUUUAAUGUUGUGCCUGCUCUUGCCUGUAACAAUGUCACUCAGCCUUAUUGGGAACAACAAUACGUUUACCCUCUUCAAACAUUGCCUAUUGGUGGCUCAAACAGCUCUAGUUCUGCUACGGAAACAACAAUCGUUCUUUCCUCUGCUCUGCCUCGUGCUACUUAG
Messenger RNA from Rhizopus microsporus ATCC 52813, 1197 nucleotides. Its product is annotated as glycoside hydrolase/deacetylase. The transcript is spliced from 2 exons. Gene Ontology annotation, cellular component: membrane. The record is from RefSeq and is a predicted model, not a curated record. The coding region runs from base 1 to 1197 and encodes 398 amino acids. Gene Ontology annotation, molecular function: chitin deacetylase activity. NCBI's taxonomy places the organism in Eukaryota, Fungi, Mucoromycota, Mucoromycetes, Mucorales, Rhizopodaceae. Gene Ontology annotation, biological process: carbohydrate metabolic process.